Molecule: messenger RNA, 507 nt
Organism: Austrofundulus limnaeus
Lineage: Eukaryota; Metazoa; Chordata; Actinopteri; Cyprinodontiformes; Rivulidae
Product: SH3 domain-binding glutamic acid-rich-like protein 3
Exons: 3
Coding region: 147-422 (91 amino acids)
Cellular component (GO): cytoplasm
Source: RefSeq, a predicted model, not a curated record
UUCAGUUGACUCACAUACCUUCAUACGGGAUACCGGAACCUUGCAGGCUGUCUACUUCUCUAUUUUACUUCUCUGUUUUUUUUUUCCCCCGUAACAAACCCAAGUCAGCGCAUCUGAAUUUGUGAGCUUCUGUUCAAACAGCAGACAUGUCAGUGAUUCUGUAUUAUGCCAGCGUGAGCAGUUCUGUGGAGCUGAAAAAGAAACAAGAGAGGAUCAUGUCCGUCCUGACAUCUAAGAAAAUUUCCUAUAAAGCCGUGGACAUUACUCAGAAUGCUCAGGACAAGGACUUAAUGAGGAAGAAGGCAGGCAACCCGGCUGCAAUGCCUCCACAAAUCUGCAAUGGGGACGUUUACUGUGGAGACUUUGAAGCGUUUGAAAAUGCAAUCGAGUGCGAAGAGUUGGAGAAAUUCCUCAAACUCUGAAGGAAAUGUUGGAUGUAGGACUCUUGAUGUUAUCCUGACGGGCUGAACAAACAAAUCAAUAAAAAAAUAUCAAUUUGUGUUUGAA